CACUGCGCGGCGGCCGGAGCAGGACAGGGAUUCGGAAACAGACGCUGGUCGGACUAUCGGGGUGAAAGCGCUUCGACCACGAUGAACUUUGCCGCUCAGUUAUUCUACUCAAGCUACUUGAGCGAGCGACUGGAGCGUUUGUACUCGCCGAGGCCGGCACUCAAAGACAGCGAGGAGAAUGACCCCUUCUGGCAAAGAGAGGAGUUGCGUCUGGGACCCUCUCAGCCCGGCUGCCCUUUUAAACCCGGCCCCGUCAGCAACGGCGCCGCGGGCCGCAGGCCCACCCUCAUUGAACCCGAGCGUCUGAAGGACUUUGGCGAGGAGGAUCUCCUCAACGGGGACGUGAAAGUUUAUGAAACCAAAGUGGUGGGGUGUCCAGAGAUCGUGCUCAUGGAACCCCCGAAAACCCGGCGCCUCAGCGAGUUCAGGAUCGUCCCCAGGCCUCCUGCUCAGUACCUGCGCUUCGAAGACAUCAGCGCGGCCGCCUUCAGGAUCCAGGCGGGGAUUCAGAAAACGCCGUGCACGUACUCCAGACUGUCGAAGCAGUACGGGAUGGAGAUCUACCUGAAGAAGGAGCACCUGCACUACACGGGCUCGGUGAAGGAGCGGGGAGCGCUGUACCUGCUCACCUCGCUCACACAGGAGCAGCAGAGGAAGGGCGUGAUCGUGGCCUCCGACUGUAACUUCUCCAUGGCGGUGGCGCACCACGCCGUGGAGCUGAAGAUCCCGGUGUUUGUCAUCAUGCCGUCGUGCUGCUCCUCGCCGCGCCUCCGGAUCUACAGGGACUACGGCGCCAUGGUCAUCUCCUACGGCAGCACCAGCCACGACUCCCAGAACCACGCCCGCCACCUGGCCAAAGAGAACGGAUACCUGUACCUGGAAGAGGAUGAAAGCCCGGCGUACCUGGCGGGUCUGGGCACGGUGGGCAUGGAGAUCUUCGAACAAGUGCCCAAAGUGGAUGCAGUGGUUGUCCCUGCGGCGGGGCAGUACGGCCUGCUGGCCAGCACGGCCGCGGCCGUCAAACACCUCAACUCCCGCAUCCUGGUCAUAGGAAUCGAACCGGAAGGCUUCCCUCUGCUCUUACAGUCUCUGAAAACAGACGGCCCGGUCAAAGACAUGCACAGCAACCCCAAUAAGAAGCUCUACGGAGACCUCAUGGAGCGUUCGCUCGGCGUCAACACCUUCCAGCUGGCCAAGAAACUGGUAGAUAGAGUCAUCUCUGUCAGUGAGGAAGACUCUUUGGUGGCCAUGCUGCGGUUUCAGGAGUUUGAACGCUCCACCGUGGACACCGAGGGCGCCAUGGGACUGGCGGCCAUCUUGGCCGGACAGCUACCAGAACUGAGAGGCAAGAAGGUGGCUGUGGUGGUGAGCAGCGCCAACAUGGAGCUGGAGGUGGUGAGGCAGUGCGUGGACCGAGCUCUGGUGCUGGACGAGCGGGUCAGCAAGUUCUCGGUGCAGCUGGGGGAGUGGCCCGGGGACAUGGCCAAGCUGCUGGACUUCCUGUCCAGAGAGGACGUCAGGCUGCUGGAUGUCUGCCAUCGGCGGCACAGUGACAAGGUCGACCUCUUCAAUGCGAAGGUGGAGUGUGUGGUGGAGACCAGGGAUAAGGCACAGAGCUCUCAGCUGCGAAAGACGCUGAGCGAGCGCUACCCGUCUUUAUGCUGGCUGGAUCGGUGAUCAGAGGAAACGCCACCGCAGUGGAA
Salarias fasciatus (jewelled blenny) is the source of this 1703-nucleotide messenger RNA. RefSeq names its product L-threonine ammonia-lyase. The record is from RefSeq and is a predicted model, not a curated record. Gene Ontology annotation, molecular function: threonine deaminase activity; L-serine ammonia-lyase activity. The transcript has 11 exons. Gene Ontology annotation, biological process: L-serine catabolic process; L-threonine catabolic process. NCBI's taxonomy places the organism in Eukaryota, Metazoa, Chordata, Actinopteri, Blenniiformes, Blenniidae. Bases 82 to 1677 code for a protein of 531 amino acids.